Messenger RNA from Penaeus monodon (black tiger shrimp), 702 nucleotides. RefSeq lists its product as uncharacterized. The record is from RefSeq and is a predicted model, not a curated record. The transcript has 2 exons. The coding region runs from base 1 to 702 and encodes 233 amino acids. NCBI's taxonomy places the organism in Eukaryota, Metazoa, Arthropoda, Malacostraca, Decapoda, Penaeidae.
AUGGCCACCUACGCCUUCCCCGCGGGCCACCACCAGGCCUACGCCAACAUGGCCGCCCCCGGGGUGCUGGGCGCGUACCCCGGCUACGUGGGGCCGCCCCCCCAGGGCCACUACUCGGGCAUGGGCCAGAUGGGCGCCGACGUGGACCUGGACGUGGACCGCGCCGAGUUCGACCGCUACCUGAGCGGGCCCGGACAGCAACUGCCGGGCAUGGCGUGGGCGGCCCACCCUCCGCCGCCGUGCCCGCAGGCCCGCCUCGAGUACAAGCAGGAGCCGCAGGAGCAGUACCGGGAGGUGGCGCCGCCGGGCCACCAGGCGUUCCCCGACGAGGCCUUCCGCAUGCCGUUCCGCUGCGACCCGCUGGCGCAGUACCGCGGCGACGGCGGGCAGCCCCCCUACGCGCGCCUCGACUUCCGCGGCGAGCGCGCCGACUACCCCGACGAGGAGUACCCCCACCCGGAGGAGCGCAUGGGGGCGGCCUACCCCCACCAGCAGUACGGGAGGGCGUCCGAGAGGCAGCAGGACUACCUGGGCGGGGAGCAACAGCAGCAGGGGUACCGGGGGGCAGACGAGUACCCCGGGGAGAUGUACCGCGGGGAGGGAAGCACGCCGGAGUACCCCGGCGAGCCCCACCGGGGGUCGGUGGGCGGGACCCUCCUCAGCGCCCUGGCACAUAUCAGGAACAUGUACUUCGAGACGUAG